Messenger RNA from Hyaloscypha bicolor E, 1230 nucleotides. RefSeq lists its product as uncharacterized. The record is from RefSeq and is a predicted model, not a curated record. Lineage: Eukaryota; Fungi; Ascomycota; Leotiomycetes; Helotiales; Hyaloscyphaceae. The transcript is spliced from 2 exons. Bases 184 to 1038 code for a protein of 284 amino acids.
CGAGCCCAAGGGCUUCAUUCUUUGCCUCGUGGUUCACUUACACACCAAUCUAAACCCACCACUUCGCGCCGUGCAACGAAAGGCAUUCGCCCUCGCCCUUUCGGACAGAAAGGCUUCAACUAAACGCCCGAGAGAAUAUCACAUAAGAAAAGGGGCAUCGCCCGCCUCAGGCAAUCCAAAAAAAUGCAAGGCCUCACCGUGCCCGGUCCGGCUGUGCACGCCUCGGAAGCCACUCUAGGCACCACCACCGUAUCCAGAUCUCAGUCUAAAACCUGCAGGAAGAAACUCGAGACCUCGCCAGACCCGAAUCUGGAGAGACAGCAGCGGCUCCUUCACACACUGCCAACGGAGUUGCAUGUCAAUAUCAUGGCUCAUCUGUACCAGGACCCGGCUUCGCAGAUCUGCUUUGGGUUGGCGUCGAGUUACUUUUAUUGGCAGGUGUUCCAUGAGGUGAGGGAUGAGAAGGAGUACGGUAGAGACGGGAAAGUGUAUCGGCCUGCGAAUGAUCUGCGACUGCAAGUAAGUGUUUGUGGUCAGUAUUCGGUGUAUGGGCGGUGGGAAUAUGGCUUCCUGUUAGAUGCGUGGGAUAUUGAGUGGCAUAGAAGUCUUGGGGAGUUGUUAUCUGAAGAGCAGUGGUUGUGGGGUCAGUUGAGGUAUUGUGAAGAGUGCGUGAAGUACAAGCCUGCUAGCGCUUUUGAGGAGUUCGGUGGAGAGCAAGAAUUGUUGAAGGGUGUUGAAGAACGGCGGGUGGAAUUGGUCGCAGAUUUUCAGUGGCUUGAAGGUAUGUGCAAGAGGUGCAGGGCGAAACAACUUCUUAGGGAUUUGGGGGAGAGGGAAGAGGCUAGAGAACAGGAUGGUAAUCCAUGGGAAGAGAGAAGGAGUCUGGGGUUGAAGAAAGUGGAAGUUGGUGACAACGCUAAGGAUCUUUUGCGGGAAAAUGAAUAUGCCUUGACUCCUUCAAGGUACUGGGAAGAAUGCGAGGCUUCAGAUGGAAACUAUGAGACGUGGGAAAGUAUAUUUUCAAAGUUUGGUAUCUGAUUUGGGGAAAGAAAGUAGGCCUUGGGUAUCCUCCCCUCUUAGACAUCCCCUCCACUUGGACUAGAAGCAUGGUAGAAACUGGAAACUAGAAUACGCAGUCAGAAAUUGCUCACUUUAGUUCAAGAGGUCCUAGAUCGAGCUCCAAGUUUGCGACCCAUUGAAAAAAUCUAAGGGCCAACAAGCAGUCUUUGC